Molecule: messenger RNA, 1718 nt
Organism: Macadamia integrifolia
Lineage: Eukaryota; Viridiplantae; Streptophyta; Magnoliopsida; Proteales; Proteaceae
Exons: 7
Coding region: 85-1509 (474 amino acids)
Cellular component (GO): membrane
Source: RefSeq, a predicted model, not a curated record
AUCACUUGGCAACCAAACACAGCCUUAGAGGGAGCGAGGGACAGUGUGAGAGAGAAGCAGAAGGAGAAGAGAGAAAGCUCGGCCAUGGCUUCUCCAUCUACAUGGAGACGAUCAUGGAGGACAACGAGCCACUCUGCUUUCACUGUUUCUUCGUCUAGGGCCUCUUCAGUUUUCUCUUUGUCUUCCCGCAGAAGAAUCAAAGAAACCCAUGUCGCCAAAUUCUCUUUAGACAACUCUUCUACAGGGAAUUCGAAUCCUGAGCUUUCUCCUGCUAGUAUUCAGAAGUGCACGAAGCAGAAACUAGCCCAAACUGGGAAAUCGGCCGAUGUCGUCUUUUUACUUCCAGCCGAUGAAGACUCCCCUGUUAAACUGAAAUGUUGUAACUCAAUUGCAUUUGAAGAGAAGGCGAAGAAGGAUACCCAGACGAGUCUGAAGCAAUCGAGCAAGAGUUUGAAGUCAUUAGGAAGUCGACCCCUGUGGCGCAGGAUUUUAUUCGCAUCCAAGAAGGUCAGGAGCAUUGUCCUGCUCAAUGUCAUCACCAUUGUGUUUGCCAGUGACAUCCCAGUUCUGAAAGAGGUUGAAGGAAUCAUGGAUCCAUCAUUAUUCACUUUGGUGCGAUUUUCUGUGUCAGCAAUCCCAUUUUUACCAUUUGUGUUUCGGGCACGAGAUGAUGUCCAGACUAGAACUGCAGGAAUUGAAUUGGGAUUCUGGGUCAGUAUGGGCUACCUUAUGCAAGCCCUUGGGCUACUUACAUCUGAAGCAGGCCGUGCAUCGUUUCUUUCCUUGUUCACAGUAAUUAUUGUACCAUUGCUAGAUGGCCUGUUAGGGGCAACAGUGCCUGCUCGUACCUGGUUUGGAGCUCUCAUGUCUAUUAUUGGAAUCACAAUGCUGGAAUCCAGUGGCUCUCCCCCCAGCGUUGGGGAUCUUUUGAACUUCUUGAGUGCAGUAUUUUUUGGUGUCCAUAUGCUUAGAACUGAACAUAUUUCAAGAAGUACAGAAAAGAAGAAUUUCAUACCACUUCUUGGAUACGAGGUCUGCGUUAUUGCCUUAUUUUCAACAAUUUGGUAUUUCAUUAGUGGAUGGCUUGAUGGAACACAAGAAUUGAAUCCAACAUCUUUGACAUGGAGCAUGGUGUGGGACUGGAUGGUUGUGUUUCCAUGGAUACCAGCACUCUAUACAGGUGUAUUUUCCACUGGGAUAUGCCUAUGGAUAGAGAUGGCUGCCAUGCGUGAUGUGUCAGCAACAGAAACAGCUAUUAUAUAUGGUCUAGAGCCACUUUGGGGUGCUGGUUUUGCAUGGUUUCUCCUUGGUGAAAGGUGGGGCACUGUUGGUUGGAUUGGGGCUGCUCUCAUACUUGGUGGCAGCUUAAUGGUGCAGAUCCUUGGGUCAACAACUCCUGAUAGACCCAAAGAAGAACUGAAUAUAGAUAAGCGAAAUGGUUUCUCAGCCUCUCCAGUUGUUGUUACCUCGAGAAAGACUGUUCCAGAUCUGUUAAAGAAGAAGAAGUAGGCUGACUUACUGGUACUGUCCUAGUCUUUCGAGUUCUUGUAAAGCUUAUAUUCUCUCUUACAUAGUAUAUCUCACAGUGAUAAUUCCGAGAUUUGUAUUUCCCCGGGAGGCCCUAAAGCCUUUGCCCUCCCAAUACAUGUAUAUAAAUAACUGCACAUAUAAUUGUGCACUAACUUAUAUAAAUAAAAUUUUCAAGGAGCUUUAUAAUC